GCCUAAGGAAACACCGCCGCUGCUCGAAAAUGACGAUUCCACCCUCUUCCGACCGCAAAUACCGACGGAGUCCGCGCACCCCUCUCCUUCCCGAGAAGCACGGUCAAUUAUUCGAGGCGCAAGAGUCCGGCUUUGGUGGGGCGUCGUUUUCGGGAGCGGUGUUCAACCUCUCCACCACGAUUGUUGGAGCCGGGAUCAUGGCGCUCCCCGCGGCAGUCAAGCAAUUGGGUCUAAUUCCUGGCGUGGUCAUGAUCGCGUUGGUCGCUAUGUUGACGAAGUCGUCAAUUGAUUUGUUACUUAAAUUUAGUCGAGCCUCAAAAUCCGCCACGUAUCCAGGCGUCGCCGCUGACGCUUUCGGCGAGGCCGGCCGCACAGUUCUUCAAUUCUGCAUUAUCAUCAACAACUUGGGAAUGCUCGUCGUCUACAUGAUCAUCAUAGGUGAUGUGUUAUCGGGGACGUUGGUGGAUGGCGUCCAUCACAGGGGAGUGAUGGAGGAGUGGUUUGGAGAACAUUGGUGGACCUCGCGUUUCGCAUUGCUGCUUCUCACCUCGCUUCUUGUUUUUGCUCCUCUCAUUUCAUUCAGGCGUGUAGAUUCGUUGAGAUAUACAUCAGCAUUGUCCGUGGCUUUGGCUGUAGUCUUUGUGGCAAUAACAGCAGGAGUGGUGAUUGUGAAGUUGACAGAGGGAAGCAUUAAAAUGCCACAUCUGAUGCCCAAACUAGUUAAUCAGGCAUCCUUUUGGAAUCUUUUCACUACUUUUCCUGUUUUAGUCACUGCCUACAUCUGCCACCAUAACAUACUUCCUAUAGAGAAUGAACUGAAGGACCCCACCCAGAUGAAGUCAAUAGCUCGGAACUCCCUCAUUUUGUGCUCAAUAGUCUAUGUUGCUACUAGCUUCUUUGGAGUCCUUCUCUUUGGGGAUCAUACUCUAGAUGAUGUACUUGCUAAUUUUGAUGGUGAUCUUGGAGUUCCAUAUAGCUCAUUGAUUGAUGAUGUGGUUCGGGUCAGCUAUGGCAUCCACCUGAUGCUCGUUUUCCCAAUUGUGUUUUUCUCCCUUCGUCUCAACCUAGAUGGUCUUCUCUUUCCCUAUGCCAUUCCCAUUGCAUUUGACAACCGGAGAUUCUUCUUGCUAACUGCAGCUCUCAUGGGCUUCAUUUUUGUGGGAGCCAAUUUUGUACCAAGCAUCUGGGAUGCCUUCCAAUUCACUGGUGCAACCGCAGCUGUUGCAGUUGGUUUUAUCUUUCCAGCUGCCAUUACUUUAAGGGAUAACAAUGGAAUUGCCACUAAGAAGGAAAGACUAGUAUCUUUGUUGAUGAUUGUUUUAGCUGUCUCAUCCAGCAUGGUGGCUGUGACUAGUGAUAUUUACAGCAUUUUCAAUAUUGAGCAAGGAGUUGGAAGCUGAGUUAACCAAAAGGGGUUGUAUAUGGCCUUCACGUUUAUUUCGACUCUAUUUAUGCAGAGUGUUUAAAAGUGGCCUGUCUGACAGGGGUACGAGCCUGUUUUCUGUACGGUUUAUUCACAGAACCCUCGUGACAAAUACAGAGUCAUUGAUCACCAUUGUUAAGUGAGCAAUAAGUUGCAAGAAGAGCAAUGUUCCAGACUUCUAGCACCGCAUCUGAGAUUUUGUAGCUUCAUUUUUGUAAAGUAGUACAGUAAAAUUGUCAGGUUAAACAUUUGCAAUAGUUUAAAGUUGAAAAUAUUCAAUCUUUGACAUUUUGGGAGCGUAGUGCGAGUUGGGGGAUUUUGGUUAGGAGGUUAUUAUCUUUCAUUUUUCUUUGUAAAAUGAUCUGGACUUCUGGAUUAGUUAUCUAUGAAAAGAAAUCUCAAUCCCCUUA
This is a messenger RNA of Rubroshorea leprosula, 1833 nucleotides long. Lineage: Eukaryota; Viridiplantae; Streptophyta; Magnoliopsida; Malvales; Dipterocarpaceae. The record is from the annotation of a GenBank genome assembly.